Messenger RNA from Chanos chanos (milkfish), 1844 nucleotides. RefSeq names its product major facilitator superfamily domain containing 1 (gene mfsd1). The transcript has 16 exons. The coding region runs from base 65 to 1327 and encodes 420 amino acids. The record is from RefSeq and is a predicted model, not a curated record. Gene Ontology annotation, cellular component: lysosome. Gene Ontology annotation, molecular function: transmembrane transporter activity. Lineage: Eukaryota; Metazoa; Chordata; Actinopteri; Gonorynchiformes; Chanidae. Gene Ontology annotation, biological process: transmembrane transport.
AGGAAAAAAAUGCGAUAUUCGUGACCCAAGUAGUCUGGGACACCGUAUCGUGGUCCUUAUCUUUAUGUGUUUCUUGGGGUUUGGUAGUUACUUUUGUUACGACAAUCCUGCCGCUCUUCAAACUCAAGUCAUACAGGAUAUGCGGUUAACUACCUCCAAAUUCAUGCAGCUGUAUGCAUGGUACUCUUGGCCCAAUGUUGUGCUGUGUUUCCUGGGAGGAUUUCUCAUAGACAGAGUGUUUGGCAUUAGGCUUGGGACAAUCAUCUUUUCCCUCUUCGUGUGUGGUGGACAGGUAAUAUUCGCCGCUGGGGCUCUGGUGAAUCAUUUCUGGUUGAUGGAGUUAGGGCGCUUCGUGUUUGGGAUCGGAGGAGAGUCUCUCGCUGUGGCCCAGAACACGUAUGCAGUGAACUGGUUUAAAGGAAAAGAGCUGAACCUGGUGUUUGGUUUGCAGCUUAGCAUGGCUAGACUGGGUAGCACAGUGAAUAUGAAUGUCAUGAGCCAUGUGUAUAGUAGGAUCAAGGAUCUGAUUGGCUCCACAGGACCCUCAACGCUGGGAGUCUCACUCAUGAUUGCUGCCUCCACCUGCGUGUUCUCGCUGAUAUGUGCCCUGGUCUUGGGUUACCUGGAUAGAAGAGCUGAGCGCAUACUCAACAAGGAACAAGGAAAGACUGGGGAAGUGAUCAAACUCACAGAUGUCAAAGACUUCCCCCUUCAGCUAUGGCUCAUCUUCAUCAUUUGUGUGGGAUACUAUGUCGCCAUCUUCCCUUUCAUCGGCCUUGGCCAAGUUUUCUUUAUAGAAAAAUUUGACUUCAGUCCCGCCCAGGCAAGCGCAGUUAAUAGUAUUGUCUACAUCAUCUCCGCUCCUGCGUCUCCUCUGUUUGGUCUGAUGGUGGAUAAGACAGGCAAGAAUAUUAUGUGGGUGCUGUGUGCUGUCGUAACGACGCUAAUUUCCCACAUGAUGCUUGCCUUCACCUUCUGGAACCCCUGGAUUGCUAUGUCUCUGAUGGGUCUGUCUUACUCUCUGUUGGCCUGUGCUCUCUGGCCAAUGGUGGCUUUUGUUGUGCCUGAGCAUCAACUUGGCACUGCAUAUGGAUUCAUGCAGUCCAUCCAGAACCUGGGCUUAGCUCUUAUCGCCAUGGCAGCUGGAGCUAUUCUGGACAACAAAGGUUACCUCUUCCUGGAAGUCUUCUUCUGUGCCUGCAUUUGCCUUGCGUUGCUGGCUGUAAUAUUGCUCUACCUUGUGGAUUAUUUCAGAGGGGGAGAACUGAACCUAUCUGCUUCAGUAAGGGCCAGACUCCUGAAGAGCUCUUCCUCUGAUUCGGAGUAAGGGCUUCUCACCUCAGAAGCUUGUCCCACCUCCAGAAGAACAUCAGUUGUCAGUCAUGCACCAAUGGGCUAUCACUGCACCGCUGACUCCUCCCACUUACCACCCCUUUUUUUCAACACUAUCCUUCUCACAUGUGUACUUUUCUGAACUGCUCUUUUAUCAAGCUUCUCAGUGUGAGAACAUUAUUAUCAUGUGGUAAUAAUGUUCCAACUCUCCUCAAAACAAAAACCACCCCUCAUCUCAAACGUGAUGUAUAUUUAGUCAGAAUUAGAAUAUCACCUAAUGUUCUUAAGUGAUAAUUGACACGAAGGUGAGUGUUUGAGGGAAAGGAGAGGAGAGAGUCUGUAAAUGGUUUUGGGACGUUGCCAGUGAUUUCACUUCACAAGUACCACUCGCAGAAUUGUUUGAGGAUGGGCCAAGUUUUUGUUACAUAUGGAAGAUUUUUUUUUCAUCAGGGAUAUUUGUAACGGUCUUUGUGGACCUGGGAGGGUCUCAUCUUUCGUGAAGGAUAUUUACU